GUUUGGACCUUUCCAAGAUGGUGGCGCUGAUGGGGGGCGGGGCCAGCGCCGCGGGGGGCGUGGCCUCGCCCUCCUUAGCCCCGCCCCCGCGCUUCCGGCCAGAGGCAGAAGAGGAAGCGGAAGCAGGAAACGUGGCUGUUCGGACGUGGCUGUUCGGGUACGAGCUCACGGACACGGUGAUGCUGUUCUGCGAGGAGCGCGCGCUCUUCCUGGCCAGCCGCAAGAAGGUCGAGUUCCUCAAGCAGGUGGCCCAGGGCAAGGCAGGAGAGGGGGCCAACAACGGCCUGCCAAAAGUGCGUCACAGCAAGCUGGCCGAGGCAGUGGAGAAGGCCAUCGAGGAGAAGAAGUUCCUGGCCGGGGCCGACCCCUCGGCCGUGGAGAUGUGCUACCCCCCCAUCAUCCAGAGCGGGGGCAACUACAACCUCAAAUUCAGCGUGGUCAGAGUGACCCCCCCAGGUGCCAAGCUCUGCGACGUCUACGCCGCCGUCAUGGACGUGGUCAAGAAGCAGCGGCCGGAGCUGCUGGGCAAGAUCACCAAGAAUUUGGGGUUCGCCAUGGGCAUCGAGUUCCGCGAGGGCUCCCUGGUCAUCAACAGCAAAAACCAGCAGCGCCUCAAGAAGGGGAUGGUUUUCAGCAUCAACGUGGGGCUCUCGGAGCUGCCCAACAAGGAGGGGAAGCGGCCGGAGGAGCGGACGUAUGCGCUCUUCAUCGGCGACACCGUCAUGGUGGACGAGGACGGCCCGGCCGUGGUGCUGACGUCCGUCAAGAAGAAGGUGAAGAACGUCGGGAUUUUCCUCAAGAACGAGGAUGAGGACGAGGAGGAGCCGGACAAGGACGCGGCCGAGGAUCUCUUGGGCCGCAGCUCCCGCGCCGCCCUGCUGACCGAGCGCACGCGGAACGAGCUGACGGCCGAGGAGAAGCGCCGGGCGCACCAGAAGGAAUUGGCCACGCAGCUCAACGAGGACGCGCGGCGCCGCCUCACCGAGCAGAGGGGAGAGCAGCAGACGCAAAAGGCCCGCAAGUCGAACGUGUCGUACAAGAGCGCGGCGCUGCUGCCCAAGGAGCCGCACGUGCGCGAGAUGAAGAUCUACAUCGACAAGAAGUACGAGAGCGUCAUCAUGCCCGUGUUCGGCAUCGCCACGCCCUUCCACAUCGCCACCAUCAAGGGGUUCAGGUUCACGUCGGUGCGGGGGGACAAGGUCGACAUCCUGUACAACAACAUCAAACACGCCGUGUUCCAGCCCUGUGAUGGGGAGAUGAUCAUCGUGCUGCACUUCCACCUCAAGAUGGAGAGGGAGAUGCGGCACAAGCUGAAAUCGGCCUUCAGGAAUUUCAUCGAGAAGGUCGAGGCGCUCACCAAGGAGGAGCUCGAGUUCGAGGUGCCCUUCCGGGAGCUGGGGUGA
Molecule: messenger RNA, 1403 nt
Organism: Sturnus vulgaris (Common starling)
Lineage: Eukaryota; Metazoa; Chordata; Aves; Passeriformes; Sturnidae
Source: RefSeq, a predicted model, not a curated record